Molecule: messenger RNA, 598 nt
Organism: Ceratotherium simum simum (southern white rhinoceros)
Lineage: Eukaryota; Metazoa; Chordata; Mammalia; Perissodactyla; Rhinocerotidae
Source: RefSeq, a predicted model, not a curated record
AUGGGGAACCAGUCUGCGGUCAUGCUGGCGUUAUUAGGGGCUCAGAGAGGAGGAAGGACUGUGGCCCCAGGCCCACUCUCACUCAGUCACCUCCUCUAUUUCUCCACAGAUCCAGUGGCACAGCCCUCCAUCAAAGCCAGCAACACCAUAGUCACAGAAAAUAAGGAUGCUGUGGUCCUGACCUGCCUCACAAAUGACACUGGGAUCUCCAUCCAGUGGUUCUUCAAUAACCAGAGUAUCUGGCUCACAGAGCGGAUGAAGCUGUCCCAGGACAACAGCACCCUCACCAUAGACCCUGUCAGGAGGGAGGAUGCUGGCGAUUAUCAGUGUGAGGUCUCCAACCUGGUCAGUUCCAGCAAAAGUGACCUCCUCAGGCUGGAGGUGAAAGACUCAGUGGCACAGCCUUUCAUCCAAGCCAGCAACACCACAGUCACAGAAAAUAAGGACGCUGUGGUCCUGACCUGCCUCACAAAUGACACUGAGAUCUCCAUCCAGUGGUUCUUCAAUAACCAGAGUCUAUGGCUCACAGAGAGGAUGAAGCUGUCCCAGGACAACAGCACCCUCACCAUAGACCCUGUCAGGAGGGAGGAUGCUGGGG